Messenger RNA from Leguminivora glycinivorella, 1400 nucleotides. RefSeq names its product RPA-interacting protein-like. Bases 96 to 731 code for a protein of 211 amino acids. The transcript is spliced from 3 exons. Gene Ontology annotation, biological process: protein import into nucleus. The record is from RefSeq and is a predicted model, not a curated record. NCBI's taxonomy places the organism in Eukaryota, Metazoa, Arthropoda, Insecta, Lepidoptera, Tortricidae. Gene Ontology annotation, cellular component: nucleus.
CUUGUCAAGUUGUCAAUUUACACAACUCGUGUUACUUUCAUCCCGUGAUCCCGCCAAUUUACAAUAAAACCUGCCUUUGUUUUGAUCAUUAAAUCAUGAAUUCUCCUAGUUCGAGAUGUCCGUUGAAUUCUCCUAGUGCAGGAUCUCCCUCAUAUCGGCAUAUUACUUUAAAGCACAAACAUUCUCCAAUUGAACUGAAAGAAAAGAUGAGGAAGACUUAUAAAGAUAAAGUUCAAAACUGUCGAAAUAUGCUUCUGAACAGGCUCCGUGGCACUGAGACUGACUUACGGGAAACAUUGACCGAUAUCUAUAAGAGUAUGUUUAGCUUUUCUGCGGACACAACGAUCACAGAUGAAGAAAAUAUUAUAAUGGAAGAAAUACGGAAUGAAUUGGUUCAGGAAGAAUUACAGUGGUGGCUGGAAGAACAUGAAAAAUCACAAACUGAAAAUGUAGACUGGUCUACAAUAGAACAGGAAGACAAUGUUAUUUGCCCAGUGUGUCAAAAAGUUAACUUAAAACUUGAUUUUGGCACUUUGACAUGUUUGCUAUGCAAAUUUAAUAUUCAAACACAAAAGUCUUUAAUAGAAAUAAAGAAAUCGCUGAAUAGCUGUAUUGAAGCACAUGGCACUCUAUGUAAUAAUCAAGUCCUGUUUACUAAUGUCACUGAAGUAAAUGAGAGUCAUAUUUACCUAAUUUGUGACAGCUGUAUGGAAAUGCGGGUAGUGGUAUAAUAAAAAGAUGAAUGUAUAACACUUAUACAAAAAACAAUGCACACUUUUUGACAAGGUGGAACAGUAUUAUAUCAAUGUAAGAUAAUUGACAAACUGUUUGUUUAACUAAUUUCAAAUAGUUAUUUUUUGUUAAAUGACUUAAUCUUUCCUAGACCAAAUUGUAUUGGUUAUUAGGAUACUGAUGAUGUGAUCCACUGAUCCUGUUAUCUCUCAUUAUGAUGGACAUAGGGCUCUCAGAAGAUUCUUCCCUUUUUCACAAUCUUCAGUUGUCCACAGGCAACAAAACAAAUAUAAAAAUAUGAGAUUAUUUGUAUAUCAUGCAUGUUAAAUCACAUGGUUAUUGGUUAAUUUUAAACUGUGAAUGCCUUAAUAGCCUCUGGGCUUGGGUAACAAAGUUUCGUUAAUAUAAAUUAUUGUUUUUAAUUCUUCAUAUUUGUUUCAUACGAGUAUAUUGCUUGAUUUGGUAACUGCAUGUGACCAACCUGUUAUGUUUAAAUUGUUAGAACCAUUAAGAGAGUACAAACUAAUUGUUAUGGAUUUGAUUUACACUUGUGAUAUAUCUAUAAGAGCAUUGUUUUCUGAACUAUUUUCUUUUUAAUUUGUUAUUUAUCCUAACAGGUUUUAUGAUAAAAUAAUUCGUAAUAAAACUUCCAAUUACAAAAUAAAAAA